Messenger RNA from Cucurbita maxima (winter squash), 2642 nucleotides. RefSeq lists its product as uncharacterized. Lineage: Eukaryota; Viridiplantae; Streptophyta; Magnoliopsida; Cucurbitales; Cucurbitaceae. Bases 68 to 2413 code for a protein of 781 amino acids. Gene Ontology annotation, molecular function: protein binding. The transcript is spliced from 9 exons. The record is from RefSeq and is a predicted model, not a curated record.
AUCUCUCCGGGGAGAGAGAGGAGAGAGACGCGGGUUGGGAGAGAGAGAAACAGAGGAGCAGCAAAAAAUGGGUAAGGUAGUGGAGAGGAAGAAGAGGAAGAAAGGGCGGCCAUCGCUGUUGGAUCUUCAAAAGCGGAAUCUCAAGGAGCAGCAAGAGCAAGAAGAGCAGGAGCAGGAGCAGAAGAAAAAGCAUCAGCACCAAACCAAGCGAAUCAAUUCCUCCACCGCAAUUUCCAACCCUAAUUACGCUUCUCCAACUCCGCUGCGGCGAUCUACUCGCCGGAAUCCCAACCCCGACGGCCUCACUCCCGAUGAGGUCGCUGAUGACCACGAGGAUGCCGAUUACAACGACCAAUUGGCUGAGAACCGCCGCGAGAGGAAACUCAAGCUCGUCGUCAGAUUGCACUCCCCGAAAUCUCCCGUCAAUUCGUCGUCUCUCAAUUCCUGUCGUUCCGAUUCUAAUGCGGACGUGGACGGUAAUGCUGCGUCGAUUAACAAAAAGCGGAAGAUCGAUACGAUUGGGGAGGGAUCUAGGAUCCAACACUCCGAGAAGGAUGAGAAGUCCAUUUCUGCCACAAAUCCCUCGGAAACCCUCCAAGGGUCGCAUAUGGAUUCGGCACCCUCGGCGCCUUUACCAGAUAAGAAGCUUUUGGUUUUCAUCCUCGACAGGCUUCAAAAGAAGGACAUCUAUGGUGUGUUUUCUGAACCAGUGGACCCCAACGAGCUUCCAGACUACCACGAAAUUAUAGAGCAUCCGAUGGAUUUUGGGACUGUUCGGGAGAAGCUUACUUCUGGAGCUUAUAGCAGCUUGGAACAGUUUGAAAAAGACGUUCUCUUAAUCAGUUCGAACGCAAUGCAAUAUAAUUCCUCAGAUACUAUAUAUUAUCGGCAGGCGCGUACCAUACAAGAGUUGGCAAAAAAGAGUUUUAAGAACUUGAGACAAGAUAGUGAUGAUAAUGAACCAGAACCUAAAGUGGUGAGAAGGGGUAGACCACCGACUAAGAAUUUAAAAAAACCAUUGGGUAGACCUCCCUUGGAACGUGCUGGUUCGGAGUUUUCCCCAGAUGCCACUCUUAUUACUGGUGGUGAAAACACAAAUCGGUCCAACGAUUUGAGGAAAGGACUUCAUCAUUUUGAAAAGCCUGGUUUAGCUGAUUUUUCUGGCAGAUUCUCCUUCUCUUCCAAUAGUGAAGCUGCAUUUAAUUUGUUUAACCAGAACAGAUUUGAUAGAAGCGAGGACAUGACAGGUUCUGCACUGAGAUUCAAUUCAGUAAGACAGGGCAAAAAACCGAUCGUCUCCGAUGAGAAUAGGCGUGACACAUAUAAGCAAUUUCAAGCGGCAACUGCUUUACUGGAGCCCUCUGUGCUGAAUACAUUUGAUAGAGAGAGGAAGGUUUUAAUGCCAGUUGGGCUUUUCUUGGAGCAUGCUUAUGCACGAAGCCUAGCUCGAUUUGCUGCAGAUCUUGGAUCUGUUGCAUGGAGAGUUACUUCUAAGAAAAUUGAAAGAACUUUACCCGCAGGUUCGAGUUUUGGUCCUGGAUGGGUUGUAGAAGAUGAUACCACACCAAAGAGGGUGUUUCUACCGCAAGCUGAACUCGGUCAAAAGUCGACAUUGCAUGAAAGUUUGGCUCCUAAUGUAAAGCCUCUUGCUCCUGAACAAAAGACCGUUCGAUCAUCCGACAACUUCGAAGCUGAUACGUCGUCUAAGAUGCAUGAUCAGCCUUCUCAUGUCCCCAGUUCAGAUGGCUAUUUACCCUCCAGGCCUCCCGCAGAGUUCUCUGCAGCUUCUUCAUCGUCGCCGUCAAGUACUCGACAAUCUUCAGAGCCCUGCAGGGGACAGGCGGAAACAGUUGAAGGAUUAAAUCCCAGUAGUGAUUAUAAUGUAUUGGAAAGUAGUAUUCCAAUCUCGAGGCCUUCGUUACAAAAACACGAGAAUCUAACAAUCUGCCAUGGUAUGAAUGGAUUCAAUGGUGCUUAUGGCUUUGAUCUCUCUGCUCACAGGGGGAAACUAAUAGGCGCGUCCGAGCCUGCUGGUGUAAAGCCUCAGUCAUCAUCUCAAAUGCUCGAGAUGAUCUCGAGGACUAAUGCUAAUUUCAUCCUUCCAGCAAUGGCGACCAGACUGAAUCUGAAAGAACCAAAAUGUCCCGAAAACAAUCUUGGUACAACAAACUCUUCCAGUUCAUUGCUUAGGUCGGGGAACGAGACUCUUGUCGAAACACCAUGGCGGCGGCGGCAGCCGCAGGGGCCAUCACCAGCACCAGCCCCAGAAGAAACAGCAGUAACAACAACAACAACACUAUACAAACCCGAAUCCGUUCCCCCAGACCUGAACGUGAGAUUUAAAUCUCCAGGAUCUCCUCCUAGCUCUAGUAAGGUGGACUCUGCUCACCCUGAUUUAGUUUUACAGCUCUGAGGAUUACUAAUUAUUAAUUAAUUUUCAACUUCUUGAUUGAUUAACCAUAGAAAUGGUGGGUUUGAGAUCUGUUGCUUCUGGAGUAGAGACAAAGAUGGAGACUUAUCAACCCUACCAAAUUGUGUUGUAAAAACAAUAGAAGAGGGAUUCUUGUACAGAUUUAUGUAUCCUAAUUUUUUAGGUUCAGGGGGGGAAAAAAAAAAGAUAGGUGCCAAUUUCUGUUCUUGGA